Dicrocoelium dendriticum is the source of this 5223-nucleotide messenger RNA. Lineage: Eukaryota; Metazoa; Platyhelminthes; Trematoda; Plagiorchiida; Dicrocoeliidae. The record is from the annotation of a GenBank genome assembly.
GCGUGCCUUACUUCGAAGGAGAAAUCGUUCACCGAGGCCGCCUAUUCAAGCCUACAAUAUAAAACCCUUACCUUUUGCCUCUUUCAAUUUCAAAAUACGAAUUAGUCGUUUACAGCUGGAUUCUCUUUUCGACAAUUCUUCUGCACUCGAGUCUGCUCUGAGUAUCCUCCUGUCCUUUCUCGUCUCCGUGACUGGCUAUCUCCUACUACGGACUGGCUCGUUUCAGAACAUUAGCGUGCUCGUCUGCUGCUUCACCAUCGCUGGCUGCCACUAUUCGCUCAUCAAAAGUGUCCAACCCGAUGCCGCCUCACCGUUGCAUGGUUUCAACCGCAUCAUCCUCUACUCGCGCGCCAGUUGCUUUUGUGGCCUGGCUGUUCUUUACUUGCUCACCGCGACCACGCUGUCUCCCGUCCCUUUGCUAAAUUCAGCCCAGCCACUGGUUUUACGCCCUGCCACUGUGAACGCCGGCGAAUUGGGCGUCAUCAACGAUCACAUCUACUUCUCUUCCGACCAGCCCCUUCUACCUCUUUUGGGUGCGAUACCAGUCACUCUCCCACUUCCUCAUCGUCUUUUGCCUACUCCUCCUCUGCUUCAGUUGCCAAAAGAGAGAAGUACAUCCAUACCCACAAACAUCGACACACUGUUACUCUUUGGUUCCCCGUGGUCAAUGAGACGUCUUCAAUCCAUGGUUCGGUCCAUUUCGUUUUGCUUGCUGUUGCUAUACCCACUGUUGUUUCCAUUAGGCUUGAUUCCUCAGCUUGAUACCGCAUUUACUUACCUGUUGGAACAGUUGGACAUCCAUGUGUUUGGUGGAAGCGGAUCGGCCGGGUUGGUGUCGGUUGCCUUCUCCCUGUUUCGUAACGUGUUUGUCGUGUCUGCGACCUUCUGGUUUUGUUACACUGCUGUUAAGGUUGGAAGUCCGCGUGAUCUCCGGUGUUCCUUAUUUUGGGGUGUCUACUUACCCUCUUGCUACCUACUCAGCCGACUCCCCUCGGACUUCCACCUUUACACUGCUUUGCUCCCUUCCCGUGCACAAUGUGCUCUUUGGCGGUCCCGUGCGCAUACCUGUUUGCUUCGUCUCUUCCACUCCUGUGCUACUGUUUUCGCUCCAAAGAAACUCAAUCAGCCUCGACUCCGCAGUGUGCACGCGCUCUCACACGGCCUCUGCUUGGCCAGUCACAAGUUAGAUGGAAAAUCGCCAGUACAUUCCGCAUGGCGUUAUUUGCUCCAUUUUCUACCAGAAACGAAUAAGAAAUGCUCCUUAAGGACCGCACCCAUUGUGGCGAACCGCACUGUGCCCGCACUUCCCAAUCGAGCCUCUACAGAUCCGAUGCAUGCUGCCACCGCAGCCUCAUCAGGAAGGAGAUGUAUAUCAUCUCCUGCUCUACUAAAUGAAUUUCUCGAUCCGACUAGCUCAUCUUCGGGGGCGAAAUUCAUUCUGCGUGCCACCUCCACUGAGCUCAUUCCCGAACUACACCAACGCGGGACUACUUCGUCUAAAACACCCCCAGUUUUCAACUCUUUGAAGCCACUGAAAAUGAUCCCAGAUACUAAGAACUUGGUUAGUCGAUCCAACUCUCCGGUCAGUGCACAACCAGACAAGUUGCCCUGUGGUCGGCGGUUCAAAUCAAUCCCCUGCGGCUCUCACGAGCGGCAUUCACAACAAAGUUCCGUUCAAGUUGUGCCUGAGGAAACGGAGAUGACUACCAAGCUCGCUUUCCACCAACGCGGCCGCACUGCUCAAUCCACUUCCACGGGGAGUGAACUGAGCACGGCUUGGAAAGAGAACAAAAUCCCGCAACAUCAAAAUGACCCGCUUCCUAAACUAAUGUGUGAUGCUAUGCUUCGCAGGUUGGAAAACGACCUUAUAUGCUGUUGUGCAUCGGGGUUGGCAAUUUUUGCUUUUCACUGCAGCCCACUGCUUGAUAUUGCAAUGUAUCAACCGUACAUUUGUCGGAUCACCAUUUGGACUACUGUGUUGUGCGGGGCAUUUCUUCACUACGUUGUGCCAAACUUACGAAAGUCAUAUCCUUGGUUGUGUCUUGGUCACCCCGCCAUCACUACGGAUCCCGGUGGAGAAUUGGUCAAAUGGGAAACAGGUUACGUCUGGUUUUGUUGGGUGGAACGUAACAUAUUGCUUCCUGUCAUCACCGUAGUGACCGUCACCAGCGCGAUGGCCCCUCUUCGUUCCAAAUUUGGACUUCAUUGGGCCACUAUUAUUAUCCUGAUCACCAGCAUGAAAAUGUUACGCAAUGGAUUCUCUGCUGCUGGCCGCGUGUUUCUGACGCUCUUUUUCACCGAAUUAUUCUUCAUUUUCGACUUUAACUAUGCAUCAGAAGCCUUCCCUCUCAAUUAUUUUCUAAUGUCAAUUCUCGUACCCCGAUUCAUCGAACUUGUUCUCAAACUACAUUUCGUCUACAUCUACACGGCCCCAUUCAGGAUCACUUGGGGCUCUGUCACACACGCGUUAGUCCAAAUCGCCUCAAUUCCACAUAUGCUGUUCGUUUUGGCCAACUGCUUUCUCUCCACUGUGUUGUCCUCGCCACUGGAACCUCUCCUGGCCAGCGCUGUGUUCAUCACUUCUUACGCGCGACCGAUCAAAUUUUGGGAGGUCACUCAUCAGACAGAACGUAUGGAGACAACCAAUACUGCAUUGGCAGCUCAGAUGCACGGUUUGUCAGAAAAACAUGUCAUGCUCAAUCUGAAUGCAAUCUUCUACGAGCGUCUUACUCGUAGCCUGCAGUUGGCCCUUGCCGGCGACAUCCAACUGGGCCGUUUGGGUGGACUCACAAUCAGUCACGGGGAUGUCUUCAUACUUGGCUCGGAGGAUCUUAAUUUUGUCAUACAUAUUAUUGAGGUGGGGAAUGGCAUUGUAUCAUUUCAACUCCGUGGCCUUGAAUUCAUGGGCACAUAUUGCCACGAACAUGAAACUGAAGCCCUGCGUUCCUCCACUCACAAUGAUAACGGGUGUUGUUGCUGCAAUCCAGGCCACCUGCCAGGAAUGCUCAGCCUAAACGCGGCUCUUCUCAUGCGCUGCAUAACUUGGCAAUUUGUGUCCAGCUCCUACAGUGUAGAUGGAUAUCGGAUGACCAAUCAUAGCGCGGACACUAUCGUGCGUUUGAAUGAUUUACGCAGAAUUCUGGUCAACCGUUUCAUUCAGUGCAUAAUCUACUACGUCUCGUUGCUUCCUGAACUUCCUAAACGUUUGGAGCACCUCGCCCCGUAUCUUAAUUCCAACAAUUUCUCUGAAGCAUCUCAUUUUGACUUAGAUCCUGUGUUCUUGAAGUCGAUCGACGAGGACUUUGAUGAACAAUUCAAUGGAGUAACAAGACAUCGAUUCGUCCAGAUCUAUUCAGCUUGGAUCCGCUAUUGUGUCUCGAGAAAACAUGAAUACCAGAGCACUGUCUCCUGUGAUCCAGAGUCGCCAAUGGUGACACUGUGCUACGCGUUGUGUCUUCUCGGACGUCGAUGCAUGGGAGGCACCCAAGUAGCAAACUACGAUGUUGAUCAGGUGCUCCGUGGCAUUCAUGACGUUUUCAAAGGAGACAUCAAAGUCAUGACUAAGGACGAAUGGGUGCUGGUCGAUUUGGAUUUGCUGCAAUCUGUAGUCACACCGGCCAUGCGUGUCGCUUUGAAAUUGUAUCAGGAUUAUUUUCUAUGGGCAUCUGACUUCGCACACAGUGCGCUGUAUCGCAAGAUUGUACAUACAGAACGCAAUUUUGUGAUUUGCCAUGAAACUGAUCCGACUUGGCGUUUCGCCAUUCUCAAUGACGCCCCAUCCUUAUUCUCUAUCCGCUGGGUCGGAGCGAAUACGGAUGACAUGUACAGAUUUAUUCAGCUGACUAAAAGCAAACUUCAAUUUUGCGCUGUUAAGAUCAACCCGGAAUGCGUUCGUGGUCUUUGGGCUGGCCAGCAGCGUGAGCAGAUUUUCGUACGAAACACCAACCCAGAGCGUGGAAGUAUUCAAGGCGCGCAACAUGUAUUACGUAACUUAGUCAAUUCCAGCUGUGAUCCCCCAAUCGGUUAUCCCAUCUAUGUGAGCCCCAUUCUCACCAGUUUUACGGGUACAAGUACACAGUUCAGUCAAGUGGCUGGACCGGAAUUAUCAUUCAGAAAUCUUGCCUACUUCAUUCGAUUAGCCUUUAGACGCAUUUACUCCCGAUUUUGUCGUGGUACUCAUCCAAGUCCAUCUACAGAUAUCCCCGAGAAUGCUGUCGAAGUGACCCAACGCAGUCGUUUAGGAUCUGCACAAAACACUCCUCAAUCACGAAAGAAACGUCUCAGCGCUGGUCGAGACCAUCAACUUUCGGCAUUGACAAAUGAGCUUGAUGCCUAUCGUUGGCCGAUCUUCACUGAUUCUAGCGAGUCUGUUCGACUUGAAAUCGAAAAGUGCCAUCACUCCGCACAUCUAACAACGCUCUGUGCACUUGUUCACAAUCAUGGGGAUUCGAGCGUCCCACCACGUGAUACAGGGACCGCAUCUUCUACCCGACGGGUCCGAAUCGUGGAUCCAAAGCAAAUUUUGAACAGCCACACUAACAAGUUAACGUGGCCCUCAGAUGAAUGGCGGCUGAAAUGCCUACCACAGUCGGCUUGUCUCUCCUCCGUGUUUCCUGGUAUCGAAGGACAAUGUCUUCACCGCUGGACUCCAAGCAAUCCGAACCCUGCCGCUCGAUCCUUUUGCCAUCGAACCAUUGCGUUAAUCGCGUUUCCAGGCGGCCCUCCUCUGCUGGAUGGACAUUACAUUGCCAUCUGGGAAGACGAAGGAUUGCAGGAUACCAGUCAAACAGUGGACUGUACUCAUGUGUCCCCAAUGAGUCGUGAUUUGUUUGCCGUGAACGAAACAGCCUCCGAGUACUCGCCCUUGAACUCACCCAUCUCUGCUCCUUCUGCAGCCACAUUCGAUUCGUAGCCAUUCACUCCACCCACAUGAGUUUUACGACUACCUCAUCGGGACGUACGCGAAACAGCUCUCUGUAUAUGCAGCCACUACAUACACCGAUGUGACCGCAGAUUUCGCCCCGUCUACUUCUCUUUCCUGACAGAUUCUUAUUAUGCGACUGUUUCGUUUUUGUGCAUAUGCUGCAAGACGGUAACCGACCACAAACAGCUUUUUCUACAAUGUCACCGAAUCCUUAUACCGUCUCCGUACUUUUUCCACAGCAAACGUUAUGUACAGGCAUAUGCUCAGCUGAUGUAAAUGGCUUUUUAUCACGCGGUUAU